Molecule: messenger RNA, 1776 nt
Organism: Rhinocladiella mackenziei CBS 650.93
Lineage: Eukaryota; Fungi; Ascomycota; Eurotiomycetes; Chaetothyriales; Herpotrichiellaceae
Exons: 1
Coding region: 1-1776 (591 amino acids)
Cellular component (GO): small-subunit processome
Molecular function (GO): snoRNA binding; protein binding
Source: RefSeq, a predicted model, not a curated record
AUGUCUUCCUUCUUUACUCUUCCACCCUCUCGACGGAAGCGGAAGCGAAGGAAUGAGAGCCCGACAAAAGCAAGAAAAAGGCGCGAAGUAGACCAAGCCGGAACACACGACGAACAAGACGACGGGGCCCGUCGAAGGCCGAUACGACCACAGAAAAGAGAUCGAGACGAAUCGAUAUCCGGAAGCGAUUUUGAGGACAAUGGAGAACCUGUGACUGAUGAUGAAUCAGACGCUACUUCGGAGGAGGGCGAGACCGCCGCAGACAGACGUAUGAGGCUUGCGCAGCGAUACCUCGACAACAUCAGACAAGAGAUAGACGAGGUCGGCUUCGAUGCCGAAGACCUUGACAAAGACUUAAUCGCACAAAGAUUGAAGGAAGAUGUUGACGAGGCGAAAGGGAGACAAUACAGGUUGAUUGCCUCAAAUCUGGACUUCGCCAAUGCCACACACUGUGCCUUUCGCGCAGAUACAGAGAGCACUACUGGAGUGGCCGUGUGCCCCCCUUAUGCAUACACCGUGAGCAGAGAUAAAACUUUGAUCAAAUGGCAACUCCAACCACCGGCUUUCCCAACAGACAGUAAAGGUCCCGCAGCGCCCCGAAGGCGGCGACCGAAGCAACUACACUAUGUUAAGGGCAUCAAGAUCAGGGUCCUUGCACCGCAACAGCACGGCCAUACGGGAGCUAUAUUGUCGGUCGCCGCUUCACCGGAUGGAAGGUAUGUGGCUACCGGAGGAGCGGAUAAGAAGUUGAUCAUUUGGUCUGCCGAAGAGUUGAGGCCACUCAAGACAUUCACAACCCACCGAGACGGAGUCACCGGUCUCGCAUUUGCACCAAGUUCGGCAACGCAAUCGGGAUUUGGAGUGCAGCUUUUUAGCGCAAGUAUGGACCGAUCGUUGAAGACAUAUAGCCUAGCUGGCGAGGACAGCCUUGCUUAUGUGGAAACUCUCUUUGGCCACCAGGACCACGUUGUGGAUAUUUCGCCAAUUUCGGUAGAUCAGUGUGUCACGGUCGGAGCCCGAGAUCGAAAAGCCUUGUGGUGGAAAGUGGUGGACGAAUCCCUCACCAAAUUCCUCGGUGACAGUUCCAAAAAUGAGGAGUAUCAGACCGGAAGUUUGGACUGUGUGGCAGCACUGCCUCCACAGAAUUUCGUGACAGGCUCUGACUCGGGAGCAAUCAGUCUCUGGAGUAUGCAUCGAAAGAAGGCCCUCUUUACCAUCCAAACCGCUCAUGGUGUCGACGAGCCACCUCCACUCGAAGAAGUGACGUCGGAAUCGGACCCAGCUGUGAUUCAAAGACUGAAGAAGAAUGAUGGGAGGAGACCUAUAGCAAGAGCCAUAACUGCGUUGGCCGCUGUACCGGGAACAGAUGUUGUCCUGAGCGGGAGCUGGGAUGGAUGGAUUCGAAUAUGGAAGCUGAGUGAUGACAAAAGAUCCUUGUUGCCUCUCGGUACAGUCGGUCGGCCUGGCCAGCGUCCCGAAACUCUGAAUGGGCACGCGAAUGGAGAUUCAAAUUCGACCAGUAUUUCUUCAGCUGCCUCAACAAACUCUGAAGUCACCUCAGGCCCGAUACGAGGCGUCGUCAACUCGCUUGCUGUGUUUGAGAGAAGAAAAGAAAUCGCGAGCGAGCUGGGAGGGACAAAAGAGGGUGGAUGUCAAGGAAUUUGCAUCGUUGCCGGCACGGGGAAGGAGAUGAGGCUAGGACGGUGGAUGAGGAUACCUCACGGCAGAAAUGGGGCAAUGGUGUUUGAAGUACCAUUGCGGAGAGAUGCCAAAUAG